CGACGGUAGCCCAUUCAGUUUUUCACUCUCCGGUUCUCAAGUACUCCUAAGCGAAGCUACGCCAUUUCGAUCCGUCACUCUAAAGCAGAUUUGUUUUAGCAACAUACCUACAUAAUGUCGGACAACUGCCGCAGUGAGAAAUGCACCAAAUCGGAACUUAAGACCCGAUCAACCGAUUCACGUAAUUGGCGUCAAGGAUUCACCGCGCGUUUGAAGAAUUCUGUUUUGGCAAUCUACCGAGCGUUGAAUGAGGACCUGUUCGAAACACCGUCAGAGCCAGAUUCUCCCCGACGUACGCUGGUGCGCGGCGCAUCCAGGACUACGAUCACGACAACCACAACGACCACGAUCGUCACGACCCGGGAAGAGACAACUACCACUACCCUGGUCACAACGAUCACGGCCAUCACCACCUCGGUCACCAUCGCCAACUGCGUCACAACAGACAUCGCCAUUAGCGCCAUGACCUACUCAAAAUCCACCAUCCCUUCCGCUAUGACCGAGGAGACGAUGACCACCAAGUCGACGAUUAUCACCACUACUACUAACACUACCGACAUCAUCCCCACUCCCAAGACCACUACCGUCGUCACAAAAACCAAUACUUGCACCCAUACAUUCUAAGAAAUUAUAGUUAAAGUCUCAGCUCAUCAAGUUUAUCGAAUUUCCAAACUUAGGUUUUAUUAAAUUUGCAUUGUUUUAUUGUAUCCAACUAUAGUCAUCAUUCCGGUAAACCUAUAAUAAUUGUUUAAUACUGUUUAUUAUGAUAUUAUAUGUGUGU
This is a messenger RNA of Metopolophium dirhodum (rose-grain aphid), 781 nucleotides long. RefSeq lists its product as uncharacterized. Lineage: Eukaryota; Metazoa; Arthropoda; Insecta; Hemiptera; Aphididae. The coding region runs from base 115 to 624 and encodes 169 amino acids. The record is from RefSeq and is a predicted model, not a curated record. The transcript is spliced from 2 exons.